Molecule: messenger RNA, 2483 nt
Organism: Wyeomyia smithii (pitcher-plant mosquito)
Lineage: Eukaryota; Metazoa; Arthropoda; Insecta; Diptera; Culicidae
Product: polyubiquitin-C
Exons: 3
Biological process (GO): modification-dependent protein catabolic process; protein ubiquitination
Cellular component (GO): cytoplasm; nucleus
Molecular function (GO): protein tag activity; ubiquitin protein ligase binding
Source: RefSeq, a predicted model, not a curated record
AUAAGGUCUCCUACAGUGUUAGGGAUAAGAACUAAGUGGCUAGACCUGCUAGUAGUUCCAAAGUGAAAAAGUAAACUGUUAUUUCAAUACAAUCUUCAAGUUCCAGUUUAGAAGAAGUAAAACAGUAUGCAAAUCUUUGUUAAAACUUUAACCGGGAAGACUAUCACCCUCGAUGUCGAAGCCGUAGACACCAUUCAGAACAUCAAGGGCAAGAUCGAAGACAAAGAAGGCAUCCCGCCAGAUCAGCAGCGCUUGAUCUUCGCUGGUAAGCAGCUUGAAGAUGGCCGCGCUUUGUCCGACUACAACGUGCAGAAGGGUUCCACGCUCCAUCUGGUGCUACGCCUCCGCGGUGGCAUGCAAGUAUUCGUCAAAAUGUUAACCGGCAGAUGCAUGGCAAUCGAUACCGAACCGGAGGACACUGUGGAAGCUCUGAAAGCAAAGGUCUCGGAAAGACUCGAAGAAAUCCCGCCAAACCAGCAGCGCUUGAUUUUCGCCGGCAAACAACUAGAGGAUGGACGCACCCUGCAGGAAUACAGCAUUAUCAAAGGAUCCACCCUUCACCUGGUGCUGCGGUUAAAGGGAGGCAACUGACGGCUCGAAGAAAUUUCAAUAAUGCAAAUAUUCGUUAAAACACUGACGGGUAAGACCAUCACCCUUGAGGUUGAACCGUCCGAUACCAUUGAAAAUGUGAAGGCCAAGAUCCAAGACAAGGAGGGCAUUCCCCCAGAUCAGCAACGUUUGAUUUUUGCUGGUAAGCAGCUCGAGGAUGGUCGCACUCUCUCUGACUAUAACAUCCAAAAAGAGAGCACUCUUCAUCUGGUACUGCGUCUUCGUGGAGGAAUGCAAAUUUUCGUCAAGACCUUGACUGGCAAGACCAUCACUCUGGAAGUUGAACCUUCGGACACCAUCGAGAAUGUGAAAGCCAAAAUUCAGGACAAGGAAGGUAUUCCACCAGAUCAACAGCGUCUAAUUUUUGCUGGCAAGCAGCUCGAGGAUGGUCGCACUCUCUCUGACUACAACAUCCAAAAGGAGAGCACUCUUCAUCUGGUACUGCGUCUUCGUGGAGGAAUGCAAAUUUUCGUCAAGACCUUGACUGGCAAAACCAUCACUCUGGAAGUUGAACCUUCGGAUACCAUUGAAAAUGUGAAGGCUAAAAUUCAGGACAAGGAAGGUAUCCCUCCAGAUCAACAGCGUCUGAUCUUCGCCGGCAAGCAGCUGGAGGAUGGUCGCACUCUUUCGGACUACAACAUUCAAAAGGAAAGCACUCUUCAUCUCGUAUUGCGUCUUCGCGGAGGAAUGCAAAUUUUCGUCAAGACCCUUACUGGCAAAACCAUCACUCUGGAAGUUGAACCUUCGGAUACCAUCGAGAAUGUAAAAGCCAAGAUUCAAGAUAAGGAAGGCAUCCCACCAGAUCAACAGCGUCUUAUCUUCGCCGGUAAGCAGCUUGAGGAUGGACGUACUCUUUCCGAUUACAACAUCCAAAAGGAAAGCACCCUUCACCUGGUAUUGCGUCUUCGUGGAGGAAUGCAAAUUUUCGUCAAGACCUUGACUGGCAAAACUAUAACUCUGGAAGUUGAGCCAUCAGAUACCAUUGAAAAUGUGAAGGCUAAAAUUCAGGACAAGGAGGGAAUUCCUCCAGAUCAACAGCGUCUGAUCUUCGCCGGCAAGCAGCUUGAGGAUGGACGUACUCUUUCCGACUACAACAUCCAAAAGGAGAGCACUCUUCAUCUGGUAUUGCGUCUUCGAGGAGGAAUGCAAAUUUUCGUCAAGACCUUGACUGGCAAAACCAUCACUCUGGAAGUUGAACCUUCGGAUACCAUCGAGAAUGUGAAGGCCAAGAUUCAAGAUAAGGAAGGCAUCCCACCAGAUCAACAACGUUUGAUUUUUGCUGGUAAGCAGCUCGAAGAUGGUCGCACUCUUUCCGACUACAACAUCCAAAAGGAGAGCACUCUUCAUCUGGUAUUGCGUCUUCGUGGAGGAAUGCAAAUUUUUGUCAAGACCUUGACUGGCAAAACCAUCACUCUGGAAGUUGAACCUUCGGAUACUAUUGAAAAUGUGAAGGCCAAAAUUCAGGACAAGGAAGGAAUUCCUCCAGAUCAACAGCGUCUGAUCUUUGCUGGCAAGCAGCUCGAGGAUGGACGUACUCUUUCCGACUACAACAUCCAAAAGGAGAGCACACUUCAUUUAGUUCUGCGCCUCCGAGGAGGAAUGCAAAUUUUCGUCAAGACUCUGACUGGCAAAACCAUUACACUUGAAGUUGAACCUUCAGAUACAAUCGAGAAUGUUAAAGCCAAAAUCCAGGACAAGGAGGGAAUCCCUCCAGAUCAACAGCGUCUAAUCUUUGCCGGUAAGCAGCUGGAGGAUGGUCGUACGUUGUCAGAUUACAACAUUCAAAAAGAAAGUACUCUGCAUUUAGUACUGCGUCUCAGAGGCGGACAGUAAUCAUACUUUUUCAAAGCUAAAUAUAAUCUGUUCCAAGACUA